AUGGCGUCACCAACAAAUCCGCCCGCAGACAAGUCACCAGACCCCACAAUCUACUGCCUAAUAAACUACGAAGACACCUACGUCCAGCCCCUCCUCCUCACAGCCCUCUCCACCCACCUCCCCGCCCACACCUACAAGCUAAUAACCACCCUCUCCGACCUCCCCACCCCCUCCUCCCCCCUCCUCCAAUUCCUCCAAUACGAAUCCCUCUCCUGGGACCACCUGCUCGCGCACCCCACAACCUCCCUCGCAAACGCCUACAUAAUCCGCAAAGCCCUCAUCCGCAAACACUACCUCAGCACCACGGUCGCGAACUGGUGCGUUAAGUACCCUGAGAGUGUGCUGAGGAGGCAUGUCAUGCCCAGUGUGGAGUUUGAGGUGGAUUAUGUGGAGUUUCUUGAUGAUGCGUUGGUGGAGGCUUGGGAGUUGAGGGAGAGUUGGGGGAGGAAUGAGGUGGGAGGGGGGGAGAGGGAGAGGGAGUGGUGGAUUUUGAAACCCGGGAUGAGUGAGAGGGGACAGGGGGUUCGGCUGUUUUCUAGUGAGGAGGAACUUGUGCGGAUUUUUGAGGGGUGGGAACCGGAUAGCGAUGAGGAGGAUGAGGAGGAUGCGAGGAGCGACGACGACACCAACGACAAGGACUACAAAUCCCUAUCCGACGGAAUCAUAACCUCGCAACUCCGCCACUUCAUAGCCCAGCCGUACAUCCACCCGCCUCUCCUCCUCUACCCCUCAACAUCACCCCAACAAGACCUCCGCAAAUUCCACAUAAGAACCUACAUCCUCGCCUCCGGCGCGUUGAAAAUCCACAUCUACCGCCCCAUGCUCGCCCUCUUCGCCGCAUCGCCCUACACGCCCCCAUCAACAACCACGCCCCCCGACCUAUCCGCGCACUUGACAAACACCUGCCUCCAAAACAGCACCACGCGCGCCGGCUCCGUGUCCCUGUUCUGGGACCUGCCUUCCACUCUCCCCGUCCAACCCCCAUAUACCCCCUCUAUCACCGCAAACGCGUCGUGGAAGGACGACAUAUUCUCCCAGAUCCGCAGUAUAACUAGUGAAACUUUCACCGCCGCCGCGCGCGGAAUGGGCACGCACUUCCAGCCGCUGCCUAAUGCGUUUGAGGUGUUUGGGCUGGAUUUCAUGGUCGGUGUUGAGGCGGAUGGGAGUCUGAGGGCGUGGUUGUUGGAGGUUAAUGCUUUUCCGGAUUUUGGGCAGACGGGGGAGGGGUUGAGGGGGGUGGUGGGCGGGCUUAUGGGGAGUGUUGUUGGGGUUGCUGUGGGGGGGUUUUUUGGGGUGGGUGGGGAGGGGGGAGGGGAUAUGGUGGAGGUUCUGGAUUUGGAUUUGGGGAGGCGGUGA
Messenger RNA from Dothidotthia symphoricarpi CBS 119687, 1356 nucleotides. RefSeq names its product tubulin-tyrosine ligase. The coding region runs from base 1 to 1356 and encodes 451 amino acids. Gene Ontology annotation, biological process: protein modification process. Gene Ontology annotation, cellular component: P-body. The transcript has a single exon. Lineage: Eukaryota; Fungi; Ascomycota; Dothideomycetes; Pleosporales; Dothidotthiaceae. The record is from RefSeq and is a predicted model, not a curated record.